CUAAGGUUGGGGGCUGGCAGCGGCGGCAGCAGGGAGCUGGGAAGCUGAGAAGCCGGGAGCGCGGGGCUCAGUCGGGGGGCGGCGGCGGCGGCGGCUCCGGGGAUGGCGGCGGCUCCGCUGCUGCUGCUGCUGCUGCUCGUGCCCGUGCCGCUGCUGCCGCUGCUGGCCCAGGGGCCUGGGGGCGCGCUGGGAAACCGACAUGCGGUAUACUGGAACAGCUCCAACCAGCACCUGCGGCGAGAGGGCUACACGGUGCAGGUGAACGUGAACGACUAUCUGGAUAUUUACUGUCCGCACUACAACAGCUCAGGGCCUGGCGGCGGGGCGGAGCAGUACGUGCUGUACAUGGUGAGCCUGAGCGGCUACCGCACCUGCAACGCUAGCCAAGGCUCCAAGCGCUGGGAAUGCAACCGGCAGCACGCCUCGCACAGUCCCAUCAAGUUCUCCGAGAAGUUCCAGCGCUACAGCGCCUUCUCGCUGGGCUAUGAAUUCCACGCCGGCCAAGAAUACUACUACAUCUCCACGCCCACUCACAACCUGCAUUGGAAGUGUCUGAGGAUGAAGGUGUUCGUCUGCUGCGCCUCCACAUCGCACUCCGGGGAGAAGCCGGUCCCCACUCUCCCCCAGUUCACCAUGGGCCCCAAUGUGAAGAUCAACGUGUUGGAAGACUUUGAGGGAGAGAAUCCCCAGGUGCCCAAACUUGAGAAGAGCAUCAGCGGGACCAGUCCCAAGCGGGAACACCUGCCUCUGGCCGUGGGCAUCGCCUUCUUCCUCAUGACGCUCUUGGCCUCCUAGCUCUGCCCCUUCCUAUGACAGAGAGAGGUGGGGCAGGGCUGAGAAGGAGCAGGGAGCCAGCUGUGGGGUCUACAUCCUUCUUCCCAUGGUUGGGAGUGGGGCCUGCACUGUACAUCUAUCUGUGCCUGCCUUCUUUGCCCACACUCUAGGACAGGCACCGUAGUGGAUCAGGCACAAGGACAGCCACAGGUCCCAGGUGGCCUGUGGCUUUGGUAAUGUUUGGUACCAAACCUGGGGUAUAAAGGCAGCGCUCAGGACUCCCUGGCCCCUGGUACCUUUCCCUGACCCUUGGUGCCCUCCCUCUUUGUCGCCCAAGAGGCAAAUAUGCCCCAGAGAGAACAAAUGAAGCAUGGGAGGUGCCCCCUGUCACUCUCCUCUGGGGCAGAACAGGGGGAGGGGACUAGAUGGGGGAGGGGUGGAGCCUCAGGCUGCCCCUUCCCCUGUUUACAGCAAUAAGCAUGUCCUCCCUCCACUCCCACAUAGAGGACUGUGGUUUGGAUUGAAUCCAAGUUUACAAAUAGACACCCCUGGGGGGAGCAGGCAGUGGACAGGGGUGGGCAUUGGGGUGCCAGACAGGCAUGUACAGACUCUAUAUCUCUAUAUAUAAUGUACAGACAGAGCCCCUUCCUCUUCUUAACCUUGACCUUUCUUGACUUCCCCUUCCAGAUUCAGACCCCUCCCUCACCAGGUUAGGCCCCCCUUGGGACCCCCCUGGCCCCUCUUUUGUCUUCUGUGAAGACAGGACCUAUGCAACGCACAGACACUUUUGGAGACCGUAACAACAAUGCCCCCUCCCUUCCAGCCCUGAGCCGGGAACCAACUCCCAGGACCUUGCCCUGCCACCCUAUGUGGUCCCCACCCAUCCCGGGCCUUUUUCAAGUGCUUUGGCUGUGACUUUCAUACUCUGCUCUUAGUCUAAAAAAAUAAACUGGAGAUAAAAAUA
Grammomys surdaster is the source of this 1738-nucleotide messenger RNA. It is a transcript of the gene Efna3, whose product is annotated as ephrin A3. The record is from RefSeq and is a predicted model, not a curated record. The transcript has 5 exons. Lineage: Eukaryota; Metazoa; Chordata; Mammalia; Rodentia; Muridae. Gene Ontology annotation, molecular function: ephrin receptor binding. Gene Ontology annotation, cellular component: plasma membrane. Gene Ontology annotation, biological process: axon guidance; ephrin receptor signaling pathway. Bases 103 to 795 code for a protein of 230 amino acids.